Acanthocheilonema viteae is the source of this 306-nucleotide messenger RNA. The record is from the annotation of a GenBank genome assembly. NCBI's taxonomy places the organism in Eukaryota, Metazoa, Nematoda, Chromadorea, Rhabditida, Onchocercidae.
AUGAUGAGAUUUGAGACAAUCAAUGCGAUUGCGGCACUGAGUGCUGCUGCCGCUGCUGUCGACAAAAUUGGCUUCAAACGGGUCUAUUACUGUCAGCGUUGUCUAAACCACAACCGUCUGGAACCGCGGAAGAAUCAUAAAUGCGAAUGCGUAUAUGCCAAUUGCGCCUGUAACAAAUGCAUAUUGGUUGAAAAAAGGCGCGUACUUAACACUCAGUUGCAUGAACUGGAAGACGUUGCGGACGUGGAAAAUGAAGUUGGCGUUGAUGAUCAUUGUGGUUUGGCUACCAGAUCGAAAGGAGGUUGA